CAGUGUUGUACAAGUAUGACGUCACGACAAAGUAUUAAUAGUCGGCCUCGUUGCCCUCUGUGAUAGAAAACGUUUUCGGAGGUUCCCGUUUUGUAGGUGUUGUCUUCGUGAUUAGUUUCACGCUCAACUAAAGUCGAAAAGCUAGUACAGAAUGGCCCGUACCAAGCAGACUGCUCGUAAAUCUACUGGAGGAAAAGCGCCAAGGAAGCAGCUUGCUACCAAGGCCGCCAGGAAGAGUGCGCCAUCCACGGGAGGCGUGAAGAAACCCCAUCGUUACAGGCCUGGAACUGUGGCUCUGAGGGAGAUCCGUCGCUACCAGAAGUCCACUGAGCUGUUGAUCCGCAAACUCCCCUUUCAGCGCCUGGUGAGGGAAAUUGCUCAGGAUUUCAAGACUGACUUGCGCUUCCAGAGUGCUGCUAUUGGCGCUCUUCAGGAAGCCAGUGAGGCCUACCUUGUGGGUCUGUUUGAGGACACAAACCUGUGCGCAAUCCAUGCCAAGCGUGUCACCAUCAUGCCCAAAGACAUCCAGCUGGCACGUAGGAUAAGGGGAGAGAGGGCCUAAGUGGCUAGUGACUGCAUUGUCAUGACAAAUGAUCCUAUUUAUCAUACUUAACCAUUUUGUGGACUCUUAUUUUCUUGGCUUUUUUUUUUUUUUAAAAGUUUCUUUUUUACUUUUUUGUUUGUUUGUUUUUUAGGGUUGACACAAAUCAAUCAUUCCGCAAGUGUGAGCCCCUUGCAGACAUACAGCUGUCUAUCAUUAGAUAUGGACCAGGUUUGCUCUGUCCCAGCUUCAUUAAUGCAAGCAAUGGUUGAGAGCAAGCUAUCAUGCAUAUGAUUGUCCUCUGAGCAAAAGGGUUGUUGCUAUAAAUGCAAUACGAACUAUCAGCACUGACUAAAGUGUAGCUACUGUUUGAAACAAUAAGUUCUCCAUUGUCACAAAGGGGCAAAGCCCAACAAUAUCCUCCGAUAGCCAAUUGCUCUGCAUCCCACUUCUAUUCAGUUGGAGCUCAUCCCUAGGAAUUCCUAUUGUACCUUGCUGUGGUGGGAUUGGGCAGCAGCAUUAUUCUCGGGAGCUGAGCAACUCCCAAAGCUGCACAAGCAGUUGUAAUCUUGUGCGCCCAUCUGAUAACGAAGUUCACUUUGAGAAUGAGAUUUACAUGUCACUACACAAACUUUUGUGCUCACUCAAAGUACCAUCAAUGGGGACAGAGUUUGUCUGAAGGGGGCUUCAGAUUAUCCAUUGUGGGUCAUAUCAUAAGAUGUAACAUCACUUGACUUUAAACUUGUUGUGGGUGCCCGGCUCCUUCUGGGAAUGGGUGCCAUCUUCCAUGGGGGGCAGGAUUUUUAAUCCAUUUACCACAAAAUGCCAGCAUGUCAUGCUCAAUAAGGCCUAGUGUCGGGUGUUGGCUACCUCAGUUGAUUCUCUAUACUUGGUAACAAAGAGCAUGGCAGACCCCUGCAUAUAUUCUUGAUGGCUUUUUAACAUGUUUUUUCCAACAUAAAAUCUUGGCAGCUACAUUUAAUACUAUUUAUGAAAUGUUGUCACAUGUCUUUCUAUUAAAGGUCUUUAUGAGUAGUAA
Molecule: messenger RNA, 1580 nt
Organism: Oreochromis niloticus (Nile tilapia)
Lineage: Eukaryota; Metazoa; Chordata; Actinopteri; Cichliformes; Cichlidae
Product: histone H3.3
Exons: 4
Coding region: 152-562 (136 amino acids)
Cellular component (GO): nucleosome
Molecular function (GO): protein heterodimerization activity; structural constituent of chromatin; DNA binding
Source: RefSeq, a predicted model, not a curated record